Chenopodium quinoa (quinoa) is the source of this 3312-nucleotide messenger RNA. RefSeq lists its product as uncharacterized. Lineage: Eukaryota; Viridiplantae; Streptophyta; Magnoliopsida; Caryophyllales; Amaranthaceae. The coding region runs from base 1 to 3312 and encodes 1103 amino acids. Gene Ontology annotation, molecular function: DNA helicase activity. The record is from RefSeq and is a predicted model, not a curated record. Gene Ontology annotation, biological process: DNA repair; telomere maintenance. The transcript is spliced from 5 exons.
AUGAAGAUUAUUGAAAUGAAUCCAUAUGCAAGAUUUUUCAGAUCGUUGAGGGAAAUAGAGAUAGAUGAAAACACGCAGAUAGUAUUAUCUCAAAAUACUGUUUUAGAUCAACGUGUUUAUAAUGCACCUGUUUCUGAUGAAGUUGUUGUAGUAUGGCCAUAUGGUGCGUCUUCAAGUCAAAUUAGCACUCCACAUAUUAUUGUGCAUGGAAAGUCUGCCCAAACUCAUCGGAUUUGUCAUUAUAAUGGGUGCUAUGAUCCAUUACAAUACCCGUUAUUAUUCCCUUUUGGUGAAUGUGGAUGGACUCAGAAUCUUAAGAAGCGAAAUGUUGGUGGGAAAAACCAUACAAAACAGGUUCCAGAUCCUAUUAAUUCCUGUGCAGUUCAUACCGUGCAAAAUUUCUUAGAUGAACAAGAAUCACGGACCGUUAAACACAGGACAAGAGCUGAUAAGUAUAUAUCUCCAAGAGAAUACUAUGCCUACAUAUUACAAAUGAGGCCUACAAAUAUGCUCUUUAGAAGUGGAAGAUGUUUUCAACAAUUUGUUGUGGACAUGUAUGUGAAGAUCAAGAAUUCAAGGUUCGAUUAUUUGCGGAACAAUCAAGAUAUCAUUAGAUCUGAUCUUUAUCAGGGUAUUCUUGAUAGUGUGACAGGUGGAGAGACAGAUGCUUUGAAGAUUGGACAUCUUGUUGUUUUACCUCCAUCAUUCAUUGGGUGUCCUAGAGAUCUAAAACGCCAGUAUCUAAAUGCAAUGGCAUUAGUUCAAAGAUAUGGGAAACCGGAUUUGUUUAUUACUAUGACAUGUAAUGCAAAUUGGCCCGAAAUAAAGUGUGAUUUACAACCUGGAGAGAAAGCUCAGGAUUGGCCAGAUAUAGUGGCCCGUAUAUUUCGUGCAAAAUUAUUGGCGUUAAAAAAACAAAUUAAAAAGGAAAGAAUUUUUGGUGAAGUGGCAGCAAUGAUUUAUAUAAGAGGGCCAUCAGAGUAUGAUAAGUUUGUUUGUGCUGAAAUCCCAUCAUUUGAUAAUCCUCGUCUUCGUAAAGUUGUCUUGACUCAUAUGAUGCAUGGGCCUUGCGGGAAGUUGAAUCCUAAGUGUCCUUGUAUUAAAAUGGAUGGGAAAAAAAUGGUAUGCAAAAAUGGAUAUCCAAAAGAUUACAAUUCAGAAACAGCAAACAACAAAGAUGGAUAUCCUAUAUAUAGGAGAAGACAAACGGGUGAAAAAGUCUGUUCAACUAUCAAAGCAGUAAAAUAUUUAUACAAAUAUGUUUAUAAAGGGCAUGACCGAAUAUCAUUCAAGAUAUCUGCUACAAAUGAUGAAAAAAUUGAUGAAAUAGAACAAUUUCAAUCUGGCAGGUGGGUAUCUCCGUGUGAAGGAAUAUGGCGAAUAUUUGGUUUUGAUUUAUAUGAAAUUUUUCCUCCUGUUAUGCCAAUACCAGUGCAUCUUCCAAACAUGCAAUCCAUUGCUGUAAGACCAUUUGAAAAUCUUAGACGGGUUGUUAGAGAUCCUAAGCGCGCACGUACACCUUUGACGGAAUACUUUGCAAUGAAUGCGACAAUUGAUGGUGGCGUUAACCUUUUAUACAAUGAUUUUCCAGAACACUACACAUGGAAUUCAAGUGUGAAAGAAUGGAAAGACCGAAAAAACGCACUCACUGUUGUUGGUAGGAUAUCAUUUGUCUUGCCUGCCGAAGGUGAACGUUAUUAUCUUCGACUAUUAUUGCUUAAUGUACGAAACUCAACUUCGUUUACAGACUUACGUACGGUUGACAAUUAUGUUUGUGCUACAUUCCAAGAGACUGCUAAACGGCUUGGUCUUUUGGAAGAUGAUGAUGCUGCAUCCAUUUGCCUAACUAAAGCUGCAGAGAUACAGUUACCGUGUGCUUUGAGACGACUGUUUGCAACAAUACUGAUAUUUUGCCAGCCGAGUGAUCCAGCUUCUUUAUGGGAAAAAUAUUAUACAUCAUUGUCGGAAGAUUACAGGUACCAAUUUAAAGAUUGUCCCGGAAAAGUGAAACAACUAACUGUUAGUUUAUUAGAGCAACAUCUUGAAUCAAUGGGUAAAUCACUGAAAACAUUUGGGUUGGAUCAUCUGAGCUAUAAUGUCAGUGACGAGUUUAGGAAAACGAGAGAUAUAGCAGAUGCUUUAAAUACACCUAUUCCUAAAGAAUAUAUAAACUCAAGAGCAAGGUUGAAUGCAGCUCAAUUGAAAGCAUUUGAUGUCAUAAUGAAUCACGUCAAUGAGGGAAAAGGAGGUGCUUUUUUUAUUGAUGGACCAGGUGGCACGGGUAAGACAUUUUUAUACAAUUGUUUAUAUGCAGAAAUUCGAAUGAUGAAUAAAAUUGUGCUGCCCACUACGUCAUCUGGAAUAGCCGCAUCAAAUCUACCUUCAGGAAGAACAACUCAUUCAAGAUUUAAAAUACCUGUUGAUCAUGAGAGUUGUUUUACGUGUGAUGUGCCAAAACAAGGUAGUUUAGCACAAUUAUUAAAAGAGACAACUUUGAUUAUCUGGGAUGAGGCUUCUAUGGCGAAUAAGGUGAAUUUACAGGCACUUGAUUUGCUGUUGCAAGAUAUAUGUGAAAUUACAACACUUUUUGGUGGUAAGCUUAUCAUUUUCGGUGGAGAUUUUAGGCAGGUUUUACCAGUUGUACCCCAAAAGUCCUUAAUUCAGGCUGUUGAAUCGAGCAUUGUUGCUUCAUAUAUCUGGCCAUCUUUGAAAAGAUUCAAGUUAACGGAAAAUCAGCGAGCUCGUGAAGAUCCAACAUUUUGUGCGUUUUUGUUGUCUCUUGGUAAUGGUGAAUUACAAACAAAUGAGUGUGGAUAUGUAGAACUUCUUGAUGGAAUGAUACAUCAUUUAGAGAUUGAAAAGGACCCCAUUUUGGAGAUUAUAAAAGCUACUUUCCUAGAAGUUGAGAAAGGAACGAUUACAUCAGAUAUCUUUGCAGAUAGAGCAAUUUUAACUCCGAUGAAUGAUGAUGUGGAUAUGGUAAAUUCAGUUUUGAUUGAGCAGUUCCCAGGAAAUAAAGUGAUUUAUAAGAGUUUUGAUGCAAUGCUCAAUGAUACUUGCAAUAUCUAUCCAUCAGAGUUUGUAAAUAAGCUUUGUCCAGGAGGAAUGAGUCCCCAUGAGCUUGUUCUUAAAAAGGAUUGUCCUGUGAUUUUUUUACGUAAUAUAAUGCCUUCGGAUGGUCUCUGUAAUGGGACAAGAUUGAUUUGCAAGAUUUUUCAGCCCAACGUUAUUGUCUGUGAAAUUUCUAUUGGUCAAUAUAAAGGAAAAACUGUUUUUUUUGCAUCGAGCAACUUUACGCCCUCCAACAAAUAG